AUGAAGUUGCUUUUAAGUUAUCAUUGGUCGCCAACACUUUUUUUGCCUAUUGCGGCAGUUGGCUUUUCCUUUCAUGAAAAUGGGAUCUCAGAUGAAGUGAUGUUAGCCGAAGCAAAAUUAAAUCUCGACUGUGAUCGCGAAAAUUGGGAGAUUAUACGUAAUGAAGAAAAUUCAAAAGUGCUUCGACGAUGGCAUGCUGAUACCGGUGUAUAUGAGUUUCGUUGUUCAGGUUCAUAUAAUGAUAUAACUGCAAGUGAUUUUGUUGAUGCUCAAAUGGAUCUUGUUUUCCGAAAAAAAUGGGAUCCAAAUGUUGAAAAAUUGGAACUGGUUCGGAAAGAUGAAACUACAGACUCGGAGCUCAUUCAUUGGAUCACGAAAUUUCCUUACCCAUUGUAUCCGCGUGAGUAUGUGUUUGUGAGACGGAGAUAUAUAAACGAAAAAGAUCGGUGCAUUGUGAUAGCAAAUUGUGCAGUAACUGAUAGUGCCAAAAUUAUACCUACGACUGAAAAUAAGUAUGUACGGGUCGAAACAUACCGGUCUGUAAUGGUGGUUCGCGCUCAUGAAAGUUUUGAUUGCAAAGGAUUCGAUUAUAUUCUUUCUUAUCACGAUAAUCCUGAAAGCAGUAUCCCGAGAUACGCUUAUAAUUGGUUAAUAAAUUAUGGUGGACCAUAUUACCUUGAUCAAGUGCACGAUGCUGCUAAAGAAUUAGAAAAGCAACGAGGACAAAUGUUGGUCAACAUGAUGGCGGAAAAAACAGACGCUGGAAAUUCUGCAGAAAUUUCAGUGCAUAAGUCAUGUAGUAAUGAGGACAACGAAAAAAGUGACAUUAAGGGUAAACUAGAAAAGGCUGAGCCAGAAAUAAAUUCAUCUCAAAGUGUUCCAAAUGCUUCAGGAAAAUCUGAUAGUGAUAUUCAUAACAAGACUUUUUCUAAUACCUCACCUGCAAAUGGGAAUUCAGAAUUCUCCUCUUUUAAUGAAUGCCUUUUUCUUGACUAG
This is a messenger RNA of Thelazia callipaeda (thelaziosis nematode), 996 nucleotides long. The record is from the annotation of a GenBank genome assembly. NCBI's taxonomy places the organism in Eukaryota, Metazoa, Nematoda, Chromadorea, Rhabditida, Thelaziidae.